Messenger RNA from Trachemys scripta elegans, 4236 nucleotides. RefSeq names its product solute carrier family 5 member 8 (gene SLC5A8). The record is from RefSeq and is a predicted model, not a curated record. Lineage: Eukaryota; Metazoa; Chordata; Testudines; Emydidae. The transcript is spliced from 15 exons. Gene Ontology annotation, cellular component: membrane. Bases 564 to 2399 code for a protein of 611 amino acids. Gene Ontology annotation, biological process: sodium ion transport; propanoate transmembrane transport. Gene Ontology annotation, molecular function: organic acid:sodium symporter activity.
UUUAACAGCUAAUCUUCCUCCGGGGUUACUCUCCCAUAGUGUGCCCACGCGAUACCGCGCUGGGAGGAGGCGAAGGGUAGGUGGAUCUUGAGCAUGCACCUCCUGCUCCUCUGCUGAGCUGGUUUGUCAACCACUCACCUGGGACUUUUAUUUGGUCACUGCUCUUGGUGUGCCCAGGUCUGCGGCCGCGCAGCUGAGCCCACGUGCGCCGAGGGACCAGCACCUGUAAGGGGAGCAGAGAACAGUCCCUUGAGCCCUCAGCGGGUCCAGGGUACUCAAAAGCGCACGGAAGCGCAGAGAACAGAGCUCGCGGAGCCGGGCACAGGGCUCACAGAGAUCAGGGGCGCAAAGCCGAGAGCAGGGAGUGGGGCGCGCAGAGCCGGGCACAGGGCGCACUGAGUGCUGGGCGCGCAGAGUCGGCACGGGGCGCUCAGGGAGCGGGGCGCGCAGAUCGAGAAUCGCUGGUUGCCGGCCAUAGCCCAGAGUAGCAACCCCCGGAGCGGACCCCCCCCUCCAGAGUUAAACACAACCCCUCCGCUGCGAGCGCCCGUGCGGCUCGGGCGAUGAGCAUCGGGCACUUCACCGUGUGGGACUAUGUGGUAUUCGGGGCCAUGCUGCUGGUCUCCGCGGUCAUCGGCGUGUACUACGCCUUCGCGGGCGGCGGCCAGCAGACCUCCAAAGACUUUCUGAUGGGCGGCCGCAGCAUGAGCGCCCUGCCCGUGGCGCUGUCCCUCACCGCCAGCUUCAUGUCGGCGGUCACCGUGCUGGGCACCCCGGCGGAGAUCUACCGCUACGGGGCCAUAUUCUGCAUCUUCGCCAUCACCUACUUCCUGGUGGUGGUCAUCAGCGCCGAGGUCUUCCUGCCCGUCUUCUACAGGCUGGGGAUCACCAGCACCUACGAGUAUUUGGAGCUUCGAUUUAAUAAAUAUCUGCGUCUUUGUGGGACAAUCCUCUUCAUUAUACAAACGAUUUUAUACACUGGAAUUGUUAUUUAUGCUCCAGCUCUGGCACUGAAUCAAGUCACAGGAUUUGACUUGUGGGGUGCAGUGAUCGCAACUGGAAUAGUCUGUACAUUCUAUUGCACACUGGGUGGUCUAAAGGCAGUAGUCUGGACAGAUGUUUUCCAGGUUGGAAUCAUGGUAGCUGGAUUUUCAUCUGUAAUUAUACGUGCUGUGGUGGUUCAAGAGGGAAUCGGACGCAUUCUAAAUGAUUCCUACCAUGGAGGAAGAUUAAACUUCUGGGACUUUAAUCCCAACCCCUUGCAAAGACAUACCUUCUGGACAAUUCUCAUAGGUGGGACCUUCACCUGGACUGGCAUAUACGGGGUCAACCAAUCUCAAGUUCAGAGAUACAUUGCCUGCAAAACACGUUUCCAAGCAAAAUUAUCUCUCUAUAUCAACCUCUUGGGACUCUGGGCGAUUCUUGUCUGUGCAAUGUUUUGUGGACUAGCAAUGUACUCCAUAUACCACGAUUGCGACCCAUGGACAGCAAAGCGGGUGUCAGCACCAGACCAGCUUAUGCCAUAUCUGGUAUUGGAUAUUCUACGAGAUUUUCCAGGGGUACCAGGACUUUUCGUGGCUAGCGCCUACAGUGGGACAUUAAGCACAGUGUCCUCCAGCAUCAAUGCUUUAGCGGCUGUAACUGUUGAGGAUCUCAUUAAACCUUACUUCAGCUCCCUCUCUGAAAAGAAACUAUCUUGGAUUUCCAAGGGAAUGAGUCUUUUUUAUGGAGGAGUGUGUAUUGCCAUGGCUGGUGUGGCGUCCCUUCUGGGCAGUUUGUUACAGGCAGCUCUCAGUAUUUUUGGCAUGGUUGGUGGUCCUCUUCUAGGACUGUUUUCUUUGGGAAUCCUCUCCUCCUUCGCAAACCCCAUCGGUGCAUUUGUAGGGCUUAUUGGGGGCUUUACAGUUUCACUCUGGGUUGGCAUUGGGGCUCAGAUUUACCCUCCGCUCCCUGAGAGAACUAUGUCAUUAAAUCUCACAACUAUCGGCUGUGACAUAGGCAGCCCAGGAGACAACUGGACUGCAACAACCGAAAUGCCAACUUUAACAACCCUUGUACACCUGCAAGGCACUGAAAGACCUGUCCUGGCUGAUUAUUGGUAUUCCUUGUCGUAUCUGUACUUCAGCACUCUUGGGACCCUGGUCACAAUAGCUUUGGGAAUGAUUGUCAGCCUCUUAACAGGAGGACUAAAGCAGAACAUAGAUCGUAAAUUCUUGCUGACCAAAGAGGACUUGCUGUCCAACUUCUCAUUUUCUAAACCCAAGACAAAUGAGAAAGUGGAAGUUUUGAACUGGAAACCUUUCACCAUGGCAGAUGAAGGAACCGACAAUCCUGUUUUCAACCACAUUGAAAUGAACGUCACAGAAAAUAAAGAAAAAGUCAAUGGUGCCCAUGUAUGACUUAAGGGGACAGUGUAGAUGUUGUGUUAAAGACAUUGCCAGCAUUCCUGUGAAGAGUUAGUUACCCACCCUCCCUGGGGUUAUGUGCAGUAAUCCCUACUAAAUUUCAUGCCAUCACCACAUUGGAAUGACCUUGCGAUUAAGACUAAUGCCAAGAAAGGAAUCAGAGCAUAUUGGCCCGAAGAAAAGGCGGGUAGUGGGUACUUCAUAACAUACAACUCUGCUUAUUUUGGGAGACCGUCCAAAAGGCAUGCAUCUGUGCCUGUGACAGAAGUGAACAUGAACUAAGAGCAAGCGAACUUUAAGCAUACUCAAAUGUGGAGAAUGUUUUGUGUUACCUCCAAUGAUAAUACCCUUUGAGCACAGCAAGAAACAAACGGUAUUGGCUUGGUAUUUAUUUAUCAUGUGCAUAGUCGUCUAGCCAAGCCCUGGCUUGGUAAACAACUGCUUUUCUCAAUCCACUCAAUGACACAUUCAGUUCUAAGAUAUCAGGCUGGAUCCUUCUCUCCCCAGAAUAAUUCCAGUGACUGCUGUAGAGCUGCUCCUAAUUUACACUGAUGAAAGUGAAAACAGAAUCAGGCCUCUGGCUCUUCUAGGGGACCUUUAUAGGGAGGACUAAAGCCAACGUUUCUAUGUGAAAUUGUCAUUCAGUAUUGGUUUGGUCUUCUAUAAAAAUAUUUACGUUCAACCUCAGUUAAUUUUCAGCUUUAUUUUAUUUUAUUUUAUUUUUAAAAAGAGCAUCUAGUUUUCACAGACAUGGCUAUUUUUCUUCCCUGGUCAAUUCCAUACUGUUUCUGUGGCAAGGUCAAUAUUUUACACUCUUGCGGUGUCACAAGGUGGUUGUGUUUUUAUAAUGAAGGCGGGAUUAUCUAGUAUAAUGUUUUUCUGCAGAAGUGCUGACUCUGCGCUCCUUCUAUGUACGUUUUUAUAAAGUCAUCCCUCAUGGUGGUAUCUGAAUACGUUCUUAGCAAGGAAUUCAACAGUGAAUCGGUUGGUAACAUGCUUACCCUCCCUUUCCUUCUCAGUGCAUAGUCUGACCAGCUAGGCUGUGUGCUAGUUGAGUUCCUUUGGGAGCUGGGAGGAAGGUCCCCCCUACCAGGCUGUAAAGCCACUACUGCAGCCUCCACUCUCCUCAUUCAACCUCUUCUGGUAGGAACAAUGGGCCGUGGUGGAUCGGUUGAGCUAAGUGACAUUUUUUCAUUAAAACCGAUUUUCAAUGGAAAUGCAACCAAAAUGAAAGUUUUGUGGAUAAAAUCAUUUUUGGCUUGGCGUUAAUGGAACAAGCGAAUUCUGUACUAGAGCUGGGCAAUAUUUUGUGACCAAAACGCUUUUUCUGGUGAAAAAACAUAAAUUUGGUGACGUGGGAGUGUUUUGCAAAUUCAUGUUGAUUUUUUGCCGUAUUCUUUUGGUUGAAAAAAAAAUCCAAAAACCCAACAUGGUUUGUUUCAACGUUUUGAAAUGAAGUGUUUCCAUUUUUCAGUUCCAAUGACUUUUCGCUUCAACGUUUCCUUUAAAUGCAUUGAAAAAUCUGGUCAAAAAUGAAACAUUUAGAUUUUGUUGAAACUAAAUUUUUUGUUUGACUAGAAACAAAAUUUUUGUGACUUUUCGAUUUGCCAAAAUUUUCAUUUGUAAUUUGUCCCAUAACUAAUUUUUCAGAAUUUCCAAUAAACAACAAAAAGCACCCAUCUGUUCUUUGCCCAGCUCUACUUUCUACCCCUUUAUCCUCAGAAGGGAUUAGAUUAUAUCAGAGGAGGGCAAACUACGGCCCAUGGGACCCUCCUGCCCAGCCCCUGAGCUCCUGGCCUGGGAGGCUAGCCCCCGGUCCCUCUCCCGCUGU